This is a messenger RNA of Euleptes europaea (tarantolino), 2238 nucleotides long. It is a transcript of the gene LRCH3, whose product is annotated as leucine rich repeats and calponin homology domain containing 3. Gene Ontology annotation, molecular function: protein binding. The record is from RefSeq and is a predicted model, not a curated record. The transcript has 21 exons. NCBI's taxonomy places the organism in Eukaryota, Metazoa, Chordata, Lepidosauria, Squamata, Sphaerodactylidae.
AUGGCGGCCGCGGUGUUGGCGGCGGCGGCUGAGGGAGGCGGCGGCGGCCCCGGGGCCCUCAUGGCCGGCGGCGGCAGCAACAACGGCGGGGGCCUGGCGGCGGGGGCCGGCCAGGGCGGGGGCGCGGCGGGGCCGUCGUCGUGGACGCGCUCGCUGGAGCGCGCGCUGGAGGAGGCGGCGGCCAGCGGCGCCCUCAGCCUGAGCGGCAGGAAGCUGAGGGACUACCCGCGGGGCAGCGCCGCCAGCCACGACCUCAGCGACACCACGCAGGCCGAUUUAUCACGGAACAGACUCUCAGAGCUGCCACCUGAAGCGUGUCUCUUUGUGUCCCUUGAAAGCCUUAACUUGUACCAGAAUUGUAUUCGCUAUAUUCCAGAAGCCAUCCUCAACUUGCAGUCAUUAACGUUUCUGAAUAUCAGCCGGAAUCAGCUCUCUACAUUGCCAGUUCAUUUGUGCAGCCUCCCCUUGAAAGUUUUGAUAGCAAGCAAUAAUAAGCUCGUCUCACUACCUGAAGAAAUCGGGAACCUCAGGCAACUAAUGGAGCUGGAUGUAAGCUGCAAUGAAAUACAGACGAUUCCACCUCAGAUUGGCCAUUUGGAUAAUCUGCGGGACCUAAACAUCAGAAGAAAUCAUUUGGUGCAUUUACCCGAGGAGCUUGCCGAGCUGCCUUUGAUUCGGUUAGAUUUCUCCUGCAAUAAAAUCACCGCAAUCCCUGUUUGCUACCGGAACCUCAGGCACUUACAGACAAUCACGUUAGAUAACAAUCCGCUGCAAUCACCCCCCGCGCAGAUUUGUAUAAAAGGAAAAGUCCACAUAUUUAAAUACCUGAAUAUGGAAGCAUGCAAAGUAGCUCCAGAUCUUCCAGAUUACGAAAGGCGGCCAAUGGGGUUUGGUUCCUGCCACGAGGAACUGUACUCCAGCCGGCCGUAUGGAGCGUUGGAUUCUGGCUUCAAUAGUGUGGAUAGCGGAGACAAAAGGUGGUCAGGAAAUGAACCUAUGGAUGAAUUUUCUGACCUUCCUCUUCGAGUGGCGGAGAUCACCAAAGAGCAGCGGCUAAGAAGAGAAAACCAGUACCAGGAGAACAGAGGGAGCCUGGUUGUCCCCAACGGUGGAGUGGAACAUGAUCUGGAUCAGAUCGACUUUAUUGACAGUUGCGUCACUGAAGAGGAGGAGGAAGAGGUGAGGCAACCCAAGUGCACGGAGCCAGACAGCCUCAGCUCACAGUUCAUGGCAUAUAUUGAACGGCGCAUCUCACAUGAGGGCUCACCAGUCAAACAGGCGCUUUCCCGCGAAUGUCAUAGGACAGAAGAUGCGAGAAGAUACUUGCACCACAAUAGGGGCUCCAGCGACUUCUCCUGUCUUACAUCCCUGCCAAAUGCCCACAGUCAGGCCUCUCACUCGGAUGCAGACCCACACAGAAGGCGCGAGCAUUUAGUGGAGCGUACCCGGAGGGAAGCCCAGCUGGCCGUGCUACAGUUUGAGGAAGAGAAGAUGAGGACAAAACAGAUCCAAAGGGAAGCUGUCCUUGACUUUGUCAAACAAAAGGCAUCCCAGAGUCCUCAGAAGCAAAGCCCUCUGGAUAGCGAGUGUCCCUUUCCUUCCAGAAGGUCCCACCACACUGAUGAUAGUGCCUUAUGCACAUCCGCAUCCUGCCUUAAAAGACUUGGGUGAGCUCCAACCCUUCCUCACACUAAGCAAGAGGCCAGAACAGGAAUUAAAAGUGACGACAGGUCAACAAUCUCACCAAAUUCGCCUACAGCUCAAACAGCUGCUGCACUCUCGCCCUCUCCCACCUCUGCCCCUGCUAACAGCACUGAAGACUGUAGCGAGAACCAUAAUUCCAAGCUGCAGGAAGAAGAGGUGGAGCUGAUAGAGCAACUGCGAAAAAACAUCGAGUCACGGCUGAAAGUGUCCUUGCCUAGUGAUCUUGGAGCAGCGCUGACAGACGGGGUGGUGCUUUGUCAUUUAGCCAACCAUGUGCGGCCUCGCUCCGUUCCUAGUAUUCAUGUCCCCUCGCCAGCUGUUCCUAAAUUAACAAUGGCAAAGUGUAGGCGGAACGUGGAAAAUUUCCUGGAAGCUUGCCGAAAGAUUGGUGUGCCUCAGGAGCGGUUAUGUUUGCCUCUGCAUAUUUUAGAAGAGAGAGGGUUGACGCGGGUGGCAGAGACUGUGCAGGCACUGCUGGAGCGGGCCCCCCCAAAACAGCAGCCGCAGCAGCAGCACCAUUCAGCUGCUGUGUAG